CACGAGUUUGGGUCCCUACACCCUCUGACCCACAGCAAGUCAUGCAGAUAAUAAGUGCAUGCAACCCAGGCCUUCCUACGGGGAGCUGGAAAUUUGUCAAGGCCUUUGACAAUACCGUAACAGUAGACGGUGUGGUGACGAAACGUGCCACAACGCAAGUAAUGCUGUUACUAACAAACGAUUCUCUAGAACCUUUGGCGAAAAGCGAAGGUAUGAUAAACUAUGGUUUUGGCAAGGUUAAGGUCAGAACCUAUAAAACAGAUGCUGAUGCCAUCGACCAAUUGGCCUCAGAAAUUGAGGCCAAUGACGCUGAGGAAGAUCCUAUGGAGUCCUCCAGCGAUGUCGAAAGCAUCGACAUGGAAGGAUACUGCUCGUCAGGGUCUGAGCUCACAGCUAGACUCAAGAAAAUGAGUACAAGUACGACAACUGAGCUUACAGCUGGUUUGAGUACAACAUACUCAGAAAAAGAGCUCUUGAGCGACUCACAGGAAGAUUCAGAGAGUGUUAACCAUGCGUCUUCUACAAAUAAAUUUACAUCACAGUAA
Messenger RNA from Anastrepha ludens (Mexican fruit fly), 545 nucleotides. RefSeq lists its product as uncharacterized. The transcript has a single exon. The record is from RefSeq and is a predicted model, not a curated record. Bases 42 to 545 code for a protein of 167 amino acids. NCBI's taxonomy places the organism in Eukaryota, Metazoa, Arthropoda, Insecta, Diptera, Tephritidae.